Molecule: messenger RNA, 867 nt
Organism: Mesorhabditis belari
Lineage: Eukaryota; Metazoa; Nematoda; Chromadorea; Rhabditida; Rhabditidae
Source: the annotation of a GenBank genome assembly
AUGGGUGAUGCUUUCGAUCGAAAAGUCGAGCAGAUCACCUGCGACGAGUUGCCCGAGAUACGUGAAGAGCUUUACGAGUUUGGAAAGAAACUCAACGAUAAAGUCAAUUUAAUUCGUGCACGCAACAAAGAGAUGUGGGAUGAGAUUUAUGGGAAAACGGGAAACAUCGAAUAUGCGAUGAAUUUACUCGAGAGAACAUUGGAUGUCGAUGAAGAGGUUCAGCAAGUGAAAGAGCUAUUGAAGAAGAUCGAGAAGAAAUUGAAACAAGAGAUAACUAGCAAUCAAAACGUUAAUCGAACCAUGUCAUCAGCGUCAUUCGAAGAGAUGAAUGGGAGCUCGGUGGAAUUGAUACCAGAUGACUACAUCCCACCGCCACCCUAUGAAGAGGCUGACUGCGAUUUGGUGAACAGGUCGUCUCCAGAAUCGGCAAAUCCUUUGAGACCGAUAUUGAAAAGGGAUGGCUACUCUGUGCCGGUGGAGGAGAACAUUGAUCGUCGCUCGCGCCCAGUGACAAGAAAUCGCUCUCGAUCUCGACGCCGACCGAGCAUUACUGUCGAUGAUGAGGUGGCUGAGAAACGAAUUCAAGGCAUUUACACCGGACCGCAGUUUGUUUUCGAGAAUCGAAAUCGAAGCCUUCGACAUAUACAAGUCGAGUUUUCCUAUGAAGCAAAACGUCACGGAAUCCGGGACGACGGCCAAAAAGAAGCUGGUUAUUAUCCAUUUAUUCGAAUGAAAGCACUAGGACAGAUGAAAGACGACGGGCAACAUGACUGGCAGGAAUGGACGAUUCGAUUCGAUCGCCGCGAGAACAAAUGGUUCCCCCGAUUCGAUCGCGAUCCUCCAAGAGAUAAUGUCGAUUAUAGAAAA